CAAAGUGACAGUGACAUUAGAUAAACAACACCCAUUCGAAGUGGGAUUAGAUGACAACAAAUAUGGUUUGAUUGUUUGUAGGGAAAGUGCUAAAAUAUGUCGGGAAACGUGCCCAUUUGCAAGAUCACCGAAGAUGUAAGGCAGGCCCUUAAAGAGUUUCGUUUCCGGAAGGAAAAGGACACUGCCGCCCUAGUUUUGAAGGUUGAGCGAGAAAAGCAGCAAAUCAUCCUAGAUGAAAAGCUGGAGGACACCGACAUUGAGUCAUUGCAAGAGAGCCUGCCCAGUCAUCAACCUCGCUUUAUCCUGCUAUCGUACAAGCAGGAACAUAAAGAUGGGCGGGUCUCGUAUCCGUUGUGCUUCAUCUUUUUUACGCCUAGAGAUAGUCAUGUAGAGCUGCAAAUGAUGUACGCUGGCUCUAAAUUGGCCCUCCAAAAGGAGGCCGAUGUGUCCAGAGCCUACGAGAUUCGAGAACUGGAAGAUCUAACUGAAGAGUGGCUGCUCAGCAAACUCAGCAAUUGAGUGUAUGUUACGUAUUGAUGUAUCGUGUCCUAAAGUUCGUAGACUUCCAUUUGAUUUUAAGUGAUUUUGUAUAGAGAAAAAGCAUUCCCAAAGACAGACAGUAUUUGAUGUUUAUACAAAAAUACACACAAAUCCAGAACAGGAAAA
Molecule: messenger RNA, 666 nt
Organism: Dendroctonus ponderosae (mountain pine beetle)
Lineage: Eukaryota; Metazoa; Arthropoda; Insecta; Coleoptera; Curculionidae
Gene: GMF
Product: glia maturation factor beta
Exons: 3
Coding region: 97-519 (140 amino acids)
Biological process (GO): negative regulation of Arp2/3 complex-mediated actin nucleation; actin filament debranching
Cellular component (GO): actin cortical patch
Molecular function (GO): actin binding; Arp2/3 complex binding
Source: RefSeq, a predicted model, not a curated record